AUGGCAAGCGCAGGGAUCGCGGACGCCUCGUUUCAAAAUGCCGAAAAAAGCGCGAGCUCGUGUACAUCGUCGGCAGCUGUGCAGGCAAACGAACGCUCCAACAAACCGCGCAGCUGCACCAUCUGCCGGAGUCGUAAAGUGCGCUGCGACAAGCAAUCUCCUUGCUCAAAUUGCCGUCGUGCAAACAUCGCUUGUACCUUGCCCUCAAGGGAUCGACCGCCGCGAUGGGCUCGCCGGCUUGCACAAUCAGCCCCGGCAGAUGUGAUGGACCGAAUUCAAUCUUUGGAAGCACUUGUCAAAGAUCUCAGAGGUCAGCUAGAAGAGGCCAACGCAAGAGUAAAUGGCUGUCCGGGCGCUUCUUCCUCGGUUCAUUCGUCGGAGCAUUCAACGGGUGAGCAAAUGGGUUCGUCGUCGGCUCGUUCUGACCAUGCACCGUCGCCCGUUGGGCGGCUUGUGCUUCGGGACUCAAACCAAAGUCGAUAUAUAGGAAACAGCUUCUGGUCAAGAAUCACCGAUGAGUUGAAUGACUUGAGAGCUGUCACGGAAGGAACAACCAGAUGUGGUGAGCGCGAGUCCUCAGAUGAGGAGGGUCCUGGGCUCUCAGGAUGGCCAUCAUCGACGAGAGAGACUGAAGAGCGCUCGCCGCAGGAUCGAAACGCGUUUGUCUUACGCCACAACCUCAUGCCAUGCACUACCAACCUUGGCUGUUUCCGUCCUCUUCCUUCGCAAAUACCUUUCUUGAUCAAUGUAUUCUCCGAGAAUAUCAACUUCAUCAUGCAGGCUGUGCAUGAGCCGAGUGUGGCCAAAAUGAUUCGGGACUUACGCGGCGACUUGACUACUCUGACGCCAGCCACCGAGGCGCUCAUGUUUUCUAUCUACUAUGGCGCCGUGGCUUCAAUGGAGGAGGAGGAUGUGCUGACGAAUUUUCAACUCCCAAAAGCGGAGUUAAGUCGUCAGUACCGUCUGGGCCUUGAAACAGCUCUUGCAAAGGCCGAUUUUCUUAGUGCCCCUAAUCUCCUCCUGGUGCAAGCACUGGUCAAUUUUUUAGCUCUUGUCCGCCGCCACGACAGUCCGCAAUUCGUAUGGAUGAUGGUUGGCCUUGCUAUCAGGAUGGCCAUCUCGCUUGGCCUUCACCGGGAUGGAACGCAUUUCCCUGGUCUGUGUCCAUUCGAGAUUGAAAUGCGCCGACGGGUGUGGUGGGGCUUGUGCAUGCUCGACGUGAGAGCAUCUGAGGACCAAGGCACAGAAUUCACUAUAGCACUGGAUAGCUUUGAUACUCAGAUACCGGCCAAUAUCAACAACCAGGACAUCCAGCCAGACUCGACAGAGAUGCCACCGACACACGAUGGAUUGACCGACAUGUCCUUAGCCCGGGUAUUCUUCAAAAUGACCGAAUGGUCGAAACGAAUGGUGGCCAACGGGCCAAGGUCCCCCAGUCUGGAAGAAAAGGAACGCAUGCUGCAGAAAAUGUACCGAGAGAUGGACGAAGGGAUCUUGCGCCAUUCAGCGGAGAACAGCAUAUCGUACUGGACCGUCAUCACGGUCGGCCGGCUGAUGAUUGCCAAGAUGACCCUGUUCAUCUACUUGCCUUCGCUCUUUUCUUCUUCCCGGGACGAUUUAUCGGUGCAAGUUCGGACGAAGCUCCUGAUUGCCGCCGUGGAGGUUGCAGAGUACAAUCACGCCCUCAACGCCGAGCGAGCGUGCCGACAGUGGCGCUGGAUCUUCCAAACUUACACACAUUGGCAUGCCAUUGUUUAUAUCUUGAUUGAAAUUUCUCGCCGCCCCUGGUGUCCUCUUGUCGAGCGCGCCUGGACUGCUCUUCACAGCAUCUGGCUGAUUCCAUCCCAGUCGAACAUGCGCAAGAAUAUGCGAGUCUGGUUCCCUCUACGCAAGCUGAUGCAGCAUGCACACUUGCAUCGCGCAGCAGAAAUUGAACGAUUAAAGAGCGACCCUUUGGCUGUCGAGAGCCUGCAACGAGAAUACGCAGAUACUCCGAUCCCAUCCAGUGAUCCCGUCUUCUCUUCUACGAGUCCACCGGCAGAUACCCCUCUCCAGUGUUGGAAGCAAAUGCUCCACCCAUCGAGUGUGGGCGCUGGAUUAAUCUCCGAGUCUGCAGCCGACACAGAAGCCCCGGCCAUAUUCACAGAAGAGCCGUUCAAAACAUCGCAAGUAGACACUACAAUGGCAGGUGAUACUCGCCAUUGGCAAGAGAAUCGGCCUCGUGCGCCGGAUUCGGCAGCAUUUUCAACCAUGAAUUGUGCUCAGCUCUUUGAUCCGGGUAAUUUUCCAUUUGAAUCGAUUAUUCCAGACCAUUCGAGUGUGCUGGAGCACUUGGACAUGGGUGCAUUUGGCGGAGAUUGCGAUCUUGAGACAGGCAUCGACUGGUACUCGUGGGUGCAGUCGGCGCAGGGAAUGGAGUGGGACUCGUACUCCAAGGCGACUGACCAAGAACCUCGAUCUGUUUGA
This is a messenger RNA of Penicillium oxalicum, 2466 nucleotides long. RefSeq lists its product as uncharacterized. The coding region runs from base 1 to 2466 and encodes 821 amino acids. The record is from RefSeq and is a predicted model, not a curated record. Gene Ontology annotation, molecular function: DNA-binding transcription factor activity, RNA polymerase II-specific; zinc ion binding; DNA binding. Gene Ontology annotation, biological process: regulation of DNA-templated transcription; DNA-templated transcription. NCBI's taxonomy places the organism in Eukaryota, Fungi, Ascomycota, Eurotiomycetes, Eurotiales, Aspergillaceae. The transcript is spliced from 2 exons.